Lolium rigidum is the source of this 622-nucleotide messenger RNA. RefSeq lists its product as uncharacterized. The record is from RefSeq and is a predicted model, not a curated record. Bases 28 to 543 code for a protein of 171 amino acids. The transcript is spliced from 5 exons. Lineage: Eukaryota; Viridiplantae; Streptophyta; Magnoliopsida; Poales; Poaceae.
UCGAUCGUGCUCACGGUGCGUGAGAUCAUGGCCGCCGGCAACUUGUUCCGUUGCCGCAGCUUCCAUGCCGGCACCCUCUCCGGUGCUUUAUUGGUCGUUGCUGGUUUCUGCCAACUAUGCAAAUUGUCACCUACCCUUUUCAUGGAUAUUGUUCUUGGAUAUAUAUUCUACAAGUUAAGUAUCUUAUCAGGGAAGCUGCAAAGGAGUGGCAGGGCAUUCGACAUAUGUGCACGAAUACAGCUAGUUCUGUUACUUAUAUUAGCUUUCAAGGAUAACAGUGCUUUUCAGGGCUUCUACGGCUUUCUUGUGGAACAAAUCUGGUGGCUUAAUGUUUAUCUGUAUUCAACGAUGGCCUAUGAUGGAGUCGUCGGUGUGAAGCAUACCAGAGGGUACUGGCUUGGGAUUUACAGAUUACUGCGAGUGAAAGGUGGUCUGAUGAAGGUAUUGAGGGGUACCUUUCAUGAUCUAAUUGAGAAAGCUAGCGUACCAAGACAUCCGAAUGCUCGGAAGAAACACAAAGUACCAUCAAGAAGACGCAAAUAGAGUGGACACCUCUUGGCUGCCGGCGGUGGUGUGUUAGAAUCGUUUGAUGUACAAAUUGGUGCGCCUCUAGUGGGAUUGC